This is a messenger RNA of Siniperca chuatsi (mandarin fish), 710 nucleotides long. It is a transcript of the gene drc8, whose product is annotated as EF-hand calcium binding domain 2. Gene Ontology annotation, molecular function: calcium ion binding. The transcript is spliced from 7 exons. The record is from RefSeq and is a predicted model, not a curated record. Bases 83 to 571 code for a protein of 162 amino acids. NCBI's taxonomy places the organism in Eukaryota, Metazoa, Chordata, Actinopteri, Centrarchiformes, Sinipercidae.
CUUCCUGUCAUCAGCUAGCUAACUAGCUGCUCCUUUAACAAACCAGUCGGUUGCUAGGCACCAGAAUAACAGCCGGGCAGACAUGGCGGAGAACAGGCAAAGUGCAGAGACCAUAGUGUCAGAUGUUCACAAGAAGAUCAAAGCAGCUUUUGAAGCGUUUGACUACGAGUCUAACAACACAGUGGAUGUCCGGGAGAUUGGCACCAUCAUCUAUUCCCUGGGUUGCUUCCCCACCCAGGCAGACCUACAUGACUUUAUUGCUGAGGUGGAAGAGGACCACACAGGAUAUGUCCAUUUGGACAGGUUCCUCCCAGCCAUGACCAAAGUGCUGCUGGAGCAUAAGUUCCCUCCCAUCCCUGAGGACCUUCUGCUUCAGGCCUUUGAGGUUCUGGACAAAGAAAAGAAAGGAUACCUGGGGCCUGAGGAGCUGACAAAGUAUAUGACACAGGAAGGUGAGCUCUUCACUCAGGAGGAGAUGGAUGAGAUGCUGACAGCACUCGCUGAUCAGGAGAAGAACCUUAUCUAUUACAAAGACUUAAUCAGCCAGCUGACCAUUGACCCGAACAUGUAGAAAGUAUCACAGCGUGCGUGUGUCAGCAUAACUGUUUAGAAAUAUUACUAUAGUGUUCGGUGUUCAUGUCUGCAUGGUUUUAGAGUGGGCUUGUAGUUCUAUACUGUAUAAUAAAUAAAUGUACAUAGUUCAAUCCUGA